CUCGCCUCGGGCUGCCGCCGGUGACCUGACCUGCCCGGCUGCCCCCGUCGCGGCUGACUGCCACAGCCGAUCCGAUGGCCGCCGCGCCGUCGAGGUGCCUGCUCGUCACCGGCCCGCCGGGCGUGGGGAAGACGACGCUGGUUAUGCGGGUGUUCGAAGCCCUCCGGGCAUACCACCCGCACCUCAGCAUUCGCGGCUUCUACACCCGUGAGGUGAGGGAGAGUGGGGAAAGGGUCGGGUUCGAGGUCGUCACGCUCGAUGGACGAAGCGGGCCGCUCGCCUCCUCCAAGGUUUCCAGCUGCGAGUCUUUUACAUGGCCAACUGUUGGGAAGUACAAAGUAGACAUAGCAUCUUUUGAGUUGCUAGCAUUGCCUGAGCUGCAGGUAAAAGAAGACACAGAUCUUUUCAUUAUUGAUGAAGUGGGUAAAAUGGAAUUGUUUUGUUCGGCAUUUUUCCCUGCUGUAAUGAGAGUUAUUGAAUCGAACAUUCCAGUGCUAGCCACGAUUCCGGCACCAAGAUUAGGCCGAGAUAUUCCUGGAGUUGCGAGGUUGAGGAAUCAUCCUGGAGCAGUUAUUGACACCUUAAAUACUGGUAAUAGGGAUGCCAUGAGAGAGGGUAUCUACAAUCAAUUGAGCAGCUUGUUGCAGAAAAGGAAUGCUGUUAGCUUCAUGUCCCUGAGAAGAUCCAACAUGAAGAAGCAUGUCUCCUUCAAAUUCAUUGAGCUAUGCUUCCUUGUGCUGUCCAUCUUGCAGCAGCGCCCCACUUCUGGAUCUGAUCUCCCUUAGAAUGAGAUUCAGUCGACAUGGAUGAAACACCGGAGACAAGGAGGAGAAAACAUGGGUCCGUCCAGCCUAAUAGCCUGUUUCAGUUGGCAUGCAGGGGGGAUAAGGAAGAUACAGCAUUUGAUGGUUUUCUCUUCUUCACCAGCAUAUAUGGAAGGGCAGCUGGGCCAGGAAGAGAUCAAGGCAUCUCUCCCGGCAUCUGUUAAAAAUUUCCAAGAGAGAGACCCCAUUUCCACGGUGGGAGAAGCAACAACGUGGACUGCCCUUCCGCCGCGGAUCGGCGCGGUGGUCGCCGGAGAUCUGCAUGCUAACUGCCGCGAGGAGGAACGAGAGGAUCCUUUGUACUGCUGGAUCUCUCUCGCAAGUGCCACCAUGCUGCAGUACCUGGACUUCUCUCAUGCUAGCACCUCAAGGAAGUGGUCAUCACACAAGAGGCAGGGCGAUGGAUUCGAAGCCCCUAGGAAUAGCAUGGAGUUCACCUUGGAGGCUCCACAAAGCUAUGGCUUCUUCCAAGAGGAUGUCCCGUACUCCUGUAACAUGAGGCAACAAUAUCCAAAAGCUGGUCUCAACCACUCUUCAUCUCCAAUCAAGAGGCUCAUACAUGAUGACAUAUCCUUCAGAACAAAUGAAGUUCAGAAUCAGAAGAGACCCAGUGUCAUUGCCAGGUUGAUGGGCAUGGACUCACCCCCACUGAACACAACCGCCGGCGAGCUCGGGGGCUACUCGGAGGAGAAAAGGCAAGACACGAUCACCACUAGAACAAUGCCAAGAAGAGAUCCUUCUGAAACGGUCUCAACCAAGCAUGUCUCCUUCGUGCAACACAAGGGCUCCAUGAAGCAUGCACCGAAGCAAGCUGAGGUCUGCGCCUACGACGACGGCAUGGAGCUCUUUGGCCAGCUGAGCAAGGCGAUCAGCACUGAAUGGGCUAAACCGCAGCCGCGAGAACACCCGCAGGAGGAGGAGCUGCAGAAGUUCAAGAAGGAGUUCGAGGCGUGGCAGACGAGCAGGAUGUGGGAGCAGUCGAGAGCUCUCGAAUUGGAGAGCCAUCUCGACGACGAGGAGGAGGACGACGACGACGCCCGGUGCACUGACAUCGUGCCGUACAGGUUCCAGCACAGAGGGAAAGAUAAUGCCAACAACAAGCACACGCACUCCAAUGGCGACGCGCACUGGAGGAGGAGCAAGGAGAGCGGCACGUCGAUCUCCGGCAGCCGCACGUUCUCUCUGACGAGCGCAGACGCCAGCUCGACGAGGCUGCCGCUGUCGAGGUUCUACUACGAGGAGGAGAGGCUGCUGUCGCCGAAGAGAAUCGUGAUCCUGAAGCCCUGCCCCGAGAUGAGCACCGACGACAUCGAGGAGUCGUCGUUGGGGUCGCCGGAGCUGGUGAAGAAGGAGAACAACAUGGAGGCCUUCCUCGAGGAGGUGAAGAAGCGGCUCAAGAUCGAGCUCGAAGGGAGGAUGGCCUCCGACGACAAGGGUGACCGGUGGGCCGCCGCUGGCGACAUCCCGGCCGACCCGAAGCAGAUUGCCCGGAGCAUCGCCAACCAGAUCAGGGAGACCGUCACCAAGGACCUGCACCCGGCGCUUGUCCGGUCGGAGUCAACGCGGUCGUACCGCAGCGACGUCCCGCUCAACGGGCAGAGCCAAAUGGAUUACAUCUGCAGAGACGCCAGGAAGCACCUCUCCGACAGGCUGAAGAAUGUGCUCCGACGGGAGCCGGAGACCGAGCCGCCGCCGCUAUCUCACCGGAGAAGAACCGCCUCGGCGUCGUUCGACGAAGAGCCGAGGCCGAAGCCGAGGCACGAGGUGGCCAGGAAGGGCAAGAUAAGGAGCAAGGAGGAGAAGAAGCACGCGAUCGAAUCCGACGUCAGGUCUUUCCGGCGUGGCCACCACAAGGCGUCGCCAACUCCGGCGCUCGACUCCGACCCGGUGUCGCCGAGGAACCUCAUCAGGUCGUUCUCCGCGCCGGUGUCAGGGACCACCUUCGUGAAGCUUCUCUCGGAGGAGCCGCGGGUGCUGACCGGAGCACGGCUGCAGCGCAAGCAGGAAGGCUAUGGGAGCAGGCCGCCGCCGCCGUCGGAGGAGGAGAGGAAGGGGAGGAAGGACACGUUCAACAUCAAAGGCAGGGUGUCCAACCUGAGACAGAACCUGGGGCUGCGAGCUAAGCUGUUCGGCAAGAAGCUCCACUCCGCCGAUGAGUCGCCGUUCCCCGACGACCUCCCCCCGAUCGGCACGCUGGUCACCGCCCCUUCAGUCCUCAUCCACCCCGGCGUCCUCCAGGAGAACUCCACCGAGGUGCCGCCGAGCCCGGCGUCGUGGUGCAGCAGCCCACCUGAUGAGAUGAGCAGGGGAGGCUACCCGAGCCCUGUCUCGCCAUUGGAGGCUUCUUUCAGCGAGCACCGAUCCCCAUUGAAGAUGGCGGCUAAGGACAUGAGCUCGAGUGCUUCUGAACCAGAGCAUCCAUCGUCGGAGCAAGCUCAAACGGAUCAAGAACUCGCGGAAACAAGUCCAAUCCAGGACGAGUGCGACGACGAUGACGCCACGGGCGAGGUGGAUCAACCCGUGAAAGCUUACAUCAGAGCAGUUCUCGUCGUUGCCGGUCUGUACGGCCAGAGACGAAGCUCUGACCACUCCUUCUCGGACCGCGAGGUGAAGCCGAUCCCGGCGUGGGUGUUCGAGGAAGUCGAGUCGUCGUCGUCGUCCUCAGCCCCGGCCACCGACUGCGACGCGGCGGCCGCCGUCGACCACCGCCUCCUCUUCGACCUAAUAAACGAGUCGCUGCCGCGGGUCGUCCAGGCCUCGACGACGCUGUGCGCGUUCAGCAGGUGGUACGGCGCGGCGGCGGGGGCGGCUCCGAGGAGGGCCCCCGGCGGCAAGAGGCUACUGGACGGGCUGUGGAACUCCGUGCAGGCGUGGCUGGAGCCGCCGCCGCCGACGGACUCGCCCAACUCCGUGGACGAGCUGAUCGGCCGCGACCUGAGCAUGUCGCCGUGGAAUGGCCCGUUCCGCGAGGACGUCGGCGCGGCCGGCGCGGAGAUGGAGGCGGAGAUACUGGACGAGCUCGUCGACGAGACGCUCUGGGACGUGCUCCUCAACGUAGGCGACUGAUCAUCGGUCACGUAUAGCGGUCUCGUCGAUCUCCUUCUCCUGGAGUAUACCUGUACAUCAUGGGGUGUGUGUUUUACUCUCCUUUUUUUCAGAGUGUUUGCUGGUUUUGGUGAGUGUAUAAUGUCCAUCAGCUUGUGUAUCCGAGGAUACUGAAUGUAUAACGAAUCGAAAAAAGAGUGAAAAGAAAUGAAUGCAACUGCUCUUGAUU
Messenger RNA from Oryza brachyantha (malo sina), 4098 nucleotides. RefSeq lists its product as uncharacterized. NCBI's taxonomy places the organism in Eukaryota, Viridiplantae, Streptophyta, Magnoliopsida, Poales, Poaceae. The record is from RefSeq and is a predicted model, not a curated record. Gene Ontology annotation, molecular function: ATP hydrolysis activity.